Molecule: messenger RNA, 3075 nt
Organism: Gadus morhua (Atlantic cod)
Lineage: Eukaryota; Metazoa; Chordata; Actinopteri; Gadiformes; Gadidae
Product: tumor necrosis factor receptor superfamily member 14
Exons: 9
Coding region: 23-1108 (361 amino acids)
Biological process (GO): positive regulation of T cell migration; negative regulation of alpha-beta T cell proliferation; signal transduction
Cellular component (GO): external side of plasma membrane; membrane
Molecular function (GO): transmembrane signaling receptor activity; protein binding
Source: RefSeq, a predicted model, not a curated record
AUAUUUCAGAACGUCAGAAUGCAUGGCAAUGAUGAUAUGGCAGCCAAAAUAUAGCAAGAGUGUCAAAACAAUAGACCUAAUUUUACAAAUAUUAAUGGCAGCAACACAACUUUGUUUCCCUCAAAAUAACAUUUUGAUGGUUUGGGUUAAUACAAAUUCGAAAAUGGUAUUUUUCAAUUCGAGAUUUAUUUUCAAGAUAUAUUUACUUUUAUUUCAUAUUUAUUAUAUUGACAAUGCUACUGCAUCAGCAAAUUGUCGCCCAGCAGAAUACAGUACAGAAGAGGGCUGUUGUCCAACCUGUCCACCAGGAAUGUAUGUUAGUAGACAUUGCACAGGAUUCAGAAGUACAUCAUGUGCAUCCUGCACAGAAGGUACUUUCCAAGAUGGCGACAAUGGGCGCGAACAAUGCUUUUCAUGUAAACAUUGUGAUGCAGGUCUCGGUCUGAAGGUGAAGAGGUCGUGUUCACCAACAUCAGAUGCUGUGUGUGAGGUCCUGGAUGGAUUCUUCUGUAGUGACUCUAACAGAGGUGGAUGUAGGGCCGCUCAGAGACACACGGUUUGCAGUCCUGGUCAAUACAUCGGUCAAAGAGGAACAGCAGAUAAAGACACAGAGUGCCUUCACUGUACUGAUGGAACAUUCUCAAAUGGCACAUCAUCGUCUUGUCAGAACUACACAAAAUGUGAAUCUGUGGGACUGAAACUGAUGAAACCUGGAACUGAUUCAACUGAUUCUGAAUGUGGAGAACAUGGUCCACAUGCAGGACUAGUGGCAGGAAUAAUAUCCGGAGUCAUACUGGUAAUGGCUUUAAUGGCUUUAAUCAUAGCCAUUAUUCACAGGAAGAAUAAAAGAGUGACUGCUGUCCUGACAUGUGACUGUGUUUAUCACUUUAUAGAAUCAACUCCGCAAUCAAAGAUCGAAACACAGAGCAAGGAGUUGAGCCAAGACUACCGUCCAACAGAACAACCAGCUGCAGAGCUGCUCCACCCUUCAGCCUUCAGCCCAGAUAGUGAAGAUGUGAUGGAGGAGGAUGGAGGUGUUGAGAGUGAGGGUAAUGAAGGGAACUCUAAGGUGACUUCACCACUAAUGUCCACUGACUCUCCUGCAUGAACCAGGGACCAACAAGAACAUACCAUAACUAUCCCUGAAACUAUAGAUGAUCAUCAUGGUGACCAGAGACUGGAUCCAGCCCCACCCUCCAGCCCCACACAUAAUGGAUCUGUCUCACUCCCAGUCCACCCUCCUCAGUCUGGGUCUCCUCUCCCAGCCGUGUUUCGUUAAAGCCUGUGUAAAGUUCAUUUAUUUCAAUGUACCGGUAGGCCCCUGCGGCUUAUAGACAUGUGCGGCUUAUUUAUGUUCAAAAUAAUGUUUAUUUUAAAUUGAGUGGGUGCGGCUUAUAUUCAGCUGCGCUUAAUAAUCAGGAAAUUACAGUAUACAGAAGUUUUAAUUUACAUGUGUUACGAGAGUAGCGUAUCUGUGUGCGCGAGGAUGGCAGUGUGUGUGUGUGAGUGACGUCAGCGUGUGAGUGAAUGAGCUAGUGAGCGAUAGCGUGUGUUAGUCUAGGGAAGAAUGGAAUGAGUCUGGUUAUGUUUUGUGCAGACGUGUACUGUAGUUGUUGAAACUGUGGAACAAAGUACCCAGCCGUCAAGAAUCGGUGCCCGUGUCAUUCCGACCCAUGAGCAGACCCACUGCCGGUCGAAAGUGAAGGGUGUUACCCCCGAAAGGACAUCGGCCCUGGAGGGAACGUCUCCCUUGUGCUUCCCGAUUACGGUCAUGGACCCAAAGAGCAGGAAAGGUGUAACAUUGGACGCCACGAAGGGACUGUUUGAAUGGAAUGUCAUGUCAUUAAAGUCCCCAAAGAAAAUAUAUCUGACUAAGUCAAAAGAAAAUGAACUGUUUGGUGGUUUGUCCCUGGAGGAGCUGCGACAAGCCCAGGAAGACGACGCAGACAUUGCACCAGCGGAGAACGUCCUGCAUGGGUAACUCACCUUGCAGCCCAGCCACAAAGACAUAUUGGAGCCAGUGGAAACGCCUCUACAUCAGAGAUGGAGUGCUGGUUAGACGUUUCUACUGCCUGGACGAUACCCAAUUCUAUCCACAAGUGGUGCUGCCCCGCACCUUCCGGCCAGACAUCAUGAGACAGAUGCAUGAGGGACAAGUUGGUGGACAUUUUGGUGUAGAGCGCACUGUAGUUCGGCUGCAAACCCGAUACCUGGUACAGAAUGAGGGCGGACGUCGCCCUGUGGAGUAACACCUGCACCAGCUGUGCAUCAAAAGCCAGGCCACGGAACACACCACAAGCCCCCAUGGGCACUGUUCGGGUCGGAGCGCCUAUGGAGCGCAUCGCUUUGGAUAUUAUGGGGCCACUGAAUGAGACUGAGCGCAACAACAGAUAUGUGCUGGUCAUAAAGGACUAUUUCACAAAAUGGGUCGAAGCUUUUCCCCAACCUAACGAACAAGCUGUAACUGUGGCUGAAGGGCUCGCCUCCGAGUGGGGGUGUCGCUAUGGAGCCCCGCAGACACUGCACAGCGACCAAGGCCGGAACUUCGAGUCUGAGGUGUUCCAGGAAAUGUGCACGCUGUUCGGGAUCGACUAAACACACACCACACCUUUCUGUACGCAGUCCGAUGGGCAAGUUGAAAGGUUCAAUGCCACUCUGCAAACGAUCCUGGCCGUGACAGCCAAGCAUUGCCACUGGGAUUGGGACCUCAUGAUUCCCUACGCUGUCAUGAUCAACUGAGCAACGAAGCACAGUUCAACUGGUUUCACCCCGAACUACAUGACGUUUGGCCGGGAAGUGCGUGAGCCAGUAGACCUGGUAUCCGGCCUGCCGCCGGACCCUGAACCAGCUCCCUCAGCCCCUGAGUAUGUCCAGCACCUUCGAGAGCGACUGGAGCUGGCGCACCAAAUCAACAGAGAUGCUCUCGGAGAGCCUGUGGAACGUGCAAAGAGACAAUAUGACAAGAACUGCAGCCACCAAAGCCAACUAGCAUCAAUGCAAAAAAAAUAUGAUGUAAGGGAAAAAAGGCAACUUAGAAUGACAUGACUGUGGUCCAAAGUAAAUCUGUUAAUAUUU